Molecule: messenger RNA, 1539 nt
Organism: Adineta ricciae
Lineage: Eukaryota; Metazoa; Rotifera; Eurotatoria; Adinetida; Adinetidae
Source: the annotation of a GenBank genome assembly
AUGAUAGGAUCGAAUACAAUCAGAGUUGUUUUAAAUACUUAUGCAUACACUCGGAAAGUUUUUUACCAUGCGAGAUCACGGCAGCUUAAUGAUACAGUAUCGAAAUUACUAAGCUCGAAAAAAGAAAAAUCGGUAAACAAAGACGUUGACGAGGAUGCGAAAACUAUACUCAAAGUACCUCGAGGUACGCGAGAUUAUCAUCCACAACAGAUGAAAAUUCGUGAAGAUGUUUUUCGCAAUAUUAUCGAUUCUUUUAAGCAACAUGGCGCGACAACCAUCGAUACACCUGUUAUGGAAUUGACUACAUUACUACGAGAAAAGUAUGGUGAAGACUCGAAAUUGAUCUAUGAGUUAAAAGAACAUGAAAAUGAAGAUUUAUUAGCAUUACGUUACGAUCUAACUGUUCCCUUUGCGCGUUAUAUAUCGCAAAACAAAAUCUCUGCAAUGAAACGUUAUCAUAUCGGUAAAGUUUAUCGUCUUGAUAGCCCAAAAAUGACCCGUGGUCGCUACCGAGAAUUCUAUCAAUGUGACUUCGAUAUUGCUGGUGCUUAUGAUCCGAUGAUACCAGACGCGGAAUGUGUGAAGAUACUGAUUGAAAUUCUUGACAAACUCGCAUUAGGACAAUACAGAGUUUCUAUCAAUCAUAGGAAGCUACUCGAUGCUAUAUUUACGGUUUGUGGUGUGCCGGCGAAAAUUUUUCGUUCACUUAGUUCGACUAUUGACAAACUCGACAAGAUUCCAUGGGAAGUUGCUCGGAACGAAAUGAUUAAUGAACGAGGUUUAUCUCCUGAAAUAGCUGAUAAAAUUUGGAGUUAUGUGCAACUGCAUGGCAAUGUCGAACUAAUUGAUCGACUUCGAAAAGAUUCACAAUUGAUAUCUGAGAAACUCGCUGUUGAAGCUCUACAUGAUCUUGAAUUACUCUUUCGAUACUUAAAGUUGUUCAAUGUAACAGAUAAAGUUGUAUUUGAUUUAAAAUUAGCUCGUGGAUUAGAUUAUUAUACCGGUGUGAUAUUCGAAGCUAUUCUCACAGAAUAUCAAUACAAUCCGCAACUUGAUGACGAUCAAAUCGCUAUGGGAAGCAUUGCUGGAGGAGGAAGAUAUGAUGAACUUGUACAAAAAAUUGAUCCGAAACAAAGACGAGUACCAUGUGUAGGAAUUAGUAUUGGCGUGGAAAGGAUAUUCGCGAUUAAAGAACAUCAAUCAUUGGAAUCGAAGGAUCAAUUGAAAAUCCUUUCGACAGAAGUGUAUGUUGCAUCGGCAGAAAAGCAUCUCCUAGAAGAACGUAUGAAAGUAUGCAAUUUUCUAUGGGAGAAUGGUUUUCAGACUGAAAUGGCCUAUAGACAAAAUCCAAAGUUACUUGAUCAACUACAAUAUUGUGAGAAGUAUCACAUUGGAUUGUGUAUUAUUAUUGGAAAUACUGAAUUAAACAAUGGCACAGUGAAAAUUCGUCAUGUCAAUACCCGAGAAGAGUUUGUUAUUCCACGCGAACAAUUAGUCGAACAAUUGACUUUGCAUUUGAGUAAAAUUCGACAACGAUAG